CUACUGGUUCGAAUUGAAAAAUAUUACAUAAUGUCUUUAAGCCAGUUCUUGACUAGUUUUUUUCAGAGAUUGACAUAAGAUUUGUCUUUUGAUGUCAGUGUUUGAUUUAUUGAAUUUAUAAAUUUGUAAAAUAAUAUUUAUGAUGAAUAAUCACCCAUUUAUUGUGUGGUCCUCUUGUUUUUUGUGGUUUACAUCAAUUUUCUCUAUUACUUGGUCAAUAAUUUUAUUUUGUUGUAUGUAUGAAUUGAUCCUUUUAUUUAGUAUCAGUAAAAUAUUGAUUAUUAAAUAUUUGCUAAUACCUACUUACGAAUUUAUUUUAAAGCAAUGGGUGACAUGAUGGAAUUAACAGGACUGGAUGUGGUGAACUCUUUCGUGUUAUUGUCGGGAAUAAUAAUGAUACCAAUGAACAUACAAAUGCUGUUCUACAUAGCAAAUGGAAAGAGGAUAAGUCGAGACUCCGACGUAAUUUGCUGUCCAUUGUGGUUAUGUGCCCUAUGGAUAAUACUUAUAAAUGUCGCAGCUUCCCUGUUAUGCGCCAGAAAGAUUUCUUGGUGCCGUCAAAACACUGACUCAUUCAUAGAAGAAAGCAUGAAGUAUUACAGGUCAUGCCCGAAAUAUAAACGGUUCAUGGAUAAUAUACAAUGGUCAUUGAAAUGUUGCGGGUUGGAAUCUUUUAGAGAUUGGUUUUCUUAUGAUUGGUAUGAUAAAAUAAGAGACUAUGAAUGGGAUCCAAGUUUAAAUAGACGUAAAAAGUCUGAAGAAAUAUCGUCGUUGACAUCAGAUAGUGUUCCGUUGAGCUGUUGUAAAAGCGGUUCCUGCAUAUCGAACUAUUUGAUGGAGCUGGGAACGCACUCUAUUAAUACGCAAGGAUGCGGUGCCAACCUGCAUAAAGUCAUCAUGAUUACAUUAAUAACACACCUAACUUUAUUCCUCAUUGUUAUAAUAGAUGAGAUUUUACUCUUAAAAUAUAUAAUGAAACAAGAUAGACCUUGCAAUGAUCCAUACGUACGACGUAGAAGUGCAGUGGAUGUUAGACAAAUAAUGAUCGCAAAAGAUAAUUUUGACGCGUCAAGUCGUUCCUCUCAAAUUAAUCCAGAUGAUAGCGACGAAGAUCCUUAUCCGAAUAUAAAAAAAUGAACUGGAA
Messenger RNA from Amyelois transitella, 1144 nucleotides. RefSeq names its product peripherin-2-like. The transcript is spliced from 5 exons. Lineage: Eukaryota; Metazoa; Arthropoda; Insecta; Lepidoptera; Pyralidae. Bases 325 to 1137 code for a protein of 270 amino acids. Gene Ontology annotation, cellular component: membrane. The record is from RefSeq and is a predicted model, not a curated record.